Molecule: messenger RNA, 1396 nt
Organism: Pipra filicauda (Wire-tailed manakin)
Lineage: Eukaryota; Metazoa; Chordata; Aves; Passeriformes; Pipridae
Gene: ATXN3
Product: ataxin 3
Exons: 11
Coding region: 317-1396 (359 amino acids)
Biological process (GO): protein deubiquitination
Cellular component (GO): nucleus
Molecular function (GO): cysteine-type deubiquitinase activity
Source: RefSeq, a predicted model, not a curated record
CUGGGCGCCGGGCAGCCCCCUGUGCCCCCUGCCCGGCACCUUCCGGCGGCAGCGGCUCGUCCCCUCCGCUCCAUGGGGACCCACGGCCCUCCCGCGCGGCGCUGCCGGUGCCUGGGCCCGUUCCGGCUGGACCCUGCCGGCUCUGCGGUAAAGGGAGUGUCGUUACUACAGAUCAGAAUGAGUCAGGGCUGAGCCCCAUCGGCCUCUUUGGCGCGGGGACCGCCCUUCUGGGGGCUGUAGAAAUGAACCUCAGGUGCGGGAAGGUGCGGGCUGCACCUGCUCGUGUUUCUUGAGGGAGAGCUCACGUGGCUGAAAAAUGAGUCUGAAGCAAGAAGGCUCAUUGUGUGCUCAACACUGUCUGAAUAAUUUGCUGCAAGGGGAAUACUUUAGUCCUGUAGAGUUAUCCUCUAUUGCACAGCAGUUGGAUGAGGAAGAAAGGAUGAGAAUGGCAGAGGGAGGAGUAUCUAGUGAAGAAUAUAGAACAUUUUUACAGCAGCCUUCUGUAAAUAUGGAUGAUAGUGGAUUCUUCUCAAUUCAAGUUAUAAGCAAUGCCUUGAAAGUGUGGGGUUUAGAACUAAUCCUCUUCAACAGCCCAGAGUAUCAGAGACUUGGGAUCGACCCUAUAAAUGAAAAAUCAUUUAUUUGUAAUUAUAAGGAACACUGGUUUACAGUUCGAAAGUUGGGAAAACAGUGGUUUAACUUGAACUCUCUCUUGAUGGGUCCAGAACUAAUAUCAGACACAUAUCUUGCACUUUUCUUGGCUCAAUUACAACAGGAAGGUUAUUCCAUAUUUGUAGUAAAAGGAGACCUGCCAGACUGUGAGGCUGAUCAGCUACUGCAGAUGAUUCGGGUACAGCAAAUGCAGAGACCAAAACUAAUUGGGGAAGAGGCAGCACAGUCAAGAGAUCAGAGGCUACCCAGAAGUGAUGUGGACCAAGCAAUAGAAGUUAACCAUCCUUUUGAUGGAACAGGCAUGUUAGAUGAAGAUGAAGAGAAUUUUCAGAGAGCCCUGGCUUUAAGUAGGCAGGAAAUUGAUAUGGAGGAUGAAGAAGCUGAUCUUCGCAGAGCCAUUCAGCUCAGCAUGCAAGGUAGUCGUCGAAGUGAGCUCUCAGGCUCGUUACCGCAGAAUGUUCCUCAGUCGUCUCACAGCAGUCAGACAGAAUCCCUUUCUUCAGAAGAACUGCGAAGGAGAAGACAAGCGUAUUUUGAAAAACAGCAACAACAGCUACAGCAGCAAGAUCAGACGCCAAACCUACAUGAUAAGGCAACUCUUAGCUCAAGCACUCAAGAAGCUGACCCAGGAGGUGAUAUGAGUGAAGAAGACAUGCUUCAAGCAGCCAUGAAUAUGUCUCUGGAAUCUGUUAAAAACCACUUGAAUUCAGAAGAGGAGAAAUGA